AUGUGUCGAAGAAUUGAACGGGAAGAGAAGCAUCUCGAUCGGAUAGCUAAACUGGAAUCCGAUAAGAUUUCGCGAUCGGCCGAAGCGGAAGAGGCUCUUGACGAGUGCGCGUCCCUCUCGGAGAAACUGAAGCUCGCGACCGAUUCCGAACGUCGGUCGAAGGAGGACCUUGAAAGGUGUCAAGCCGAGAAGAGGUCGUGGCAAGCGACGGCCGAACGACGUUCGGCAGAUCUCGACAAGCUUCGCGACCUGCUGAAGACGUCCGAGAGAGAACACGCAAAUCUUGAGUCCCAACUUUCGAACGUGGACAAAAAUGUAACGGAUUCGAAAGAAACGGAUUCGUUGAAGCGGGAGCUGGAAAGACAUCGACAGGAGAUCCGACAACUCGAACGACUUCUUAACGACGAAAAGAGGGAGAAGUCGGGUGAAUCCAACGAAAGAAUGAUUUCGGAAAUAAGUAAAGAACUUAAAACGAUAAUCGACGCGCGCGAUAGACUGAUGAAAGAGAACACCGAAAUGGAAAAGAGGAUAUCGGAAUCGGAAAAAGUCUGUCGAAUUUUGGCGGAGGCGUAUUCCGAAGUGACUCGAAUCGUCGAGAACUCGGAAGACGGCCGAUCGCACGAGGAAUGUCGAGAAGUUCUCACACGACGCCUCGAUGAAGUGGAACGUUCGUUGGAAAAGGAAAGGAUGAAGGCGGCCGAUUGUGCGCAAAUGAACAAAGAAUUAAUGCGACAUAUAUCCUAUCUGACGAACGAAAUAGAAACAGUAAAUUACGGCCGAAGUGUCGAGGUAAGGAGAUUGCGCCGAUUACUGAACGAUUGCAGAAGCAAAUGGUCUCAACGACAACGUCGGCAACCUCCCGGUCGCUGUAACGUCGGUCCCAGCUACAACGUCGUCAAAGACGCAUGUUCCGGAAGUUCUGCGUGCGAAUCCGAAGAGGAAGUGGACGACGACGUUAGGGAAGACGUCCUCGUUGCAACUCCGAAGAGAACGAAAAACCCCGUCCAAUCCCGUUCGUCGUGGACUACCGACCGAGCUCAACCGCCUACGGAGGGUUGA
Anneissia japonica is the source of this 1059-nucleotide messenger RNA. RefSeq names its product golgin subfamily A member 6-like protein 4. The transcript has 3 exons. The record is from RefSeq and is a predicted model, not a curated record. NCBI's taxonomy places the organism in Eukaryota, Metazoa, Echinodermata, Crinoidea, Comatulida, Comatulidae. Bases 1 to 1059 code for a protein of 352 amino acids.